AUGUUGCGUCGAUUUUCACGUCGUCUAAUUCCCUACUUACGUGCCGCUAGCCUGCGAAUUCUCUCUGUGUGGCGACUUCUCCUCUUUGCCUUUGUCACUUGGACUCUCUUUGAUACUCUACUCAUCCAUCGCCGACUUGAUGCGGCUGCACAAACUUACUCAAAGCCACAGAGCCCUGUCCGGGUGUACAUUGCGAGUCUGCACUGGAAUAACGAGCGCAUCCUUCGCGACUCCUGGAAUCAGGGUCUUCUCGAUCUUGUAUCAGUUCUCGGUCCCAGCAAUAUCUUUGUGAGCAUAUACGAGAGCGGCAGUCGGGACGGCUCCAAAGAUGCUAUUGGCGAACUCGACAAGGCGCUGGGGGUAAUGGGAGUCUCACGGAAUAUCACAUUAGACAAGACUACGCACGCCGAUGCCAUGACUUCACCACCUCUUGAGCCUGGAAAUGGCUGGGUUGAGACGCCGCGUGGAAGAAUAGAGCUUCGCAGGAUCUCAUACCUUGCCCGACUACGGAACAUGUCUCUCCAGCCCUUGAAAGAAAUGGCUCGGAAUGGGAUCGAGUUUGACUAUGUUCUGUUUCUCGGCGACGUCGUGUUUACUAUGCAGGUCCCCGACGUGCUUGCACUACUUAACACAAACAAUCGCGAUUACGCAGCAGCAUGUUCACUAGAUUUCAGCAAACCCCCUCAGUUUUACGACACAUUUGCACUGAGGGAUGUCGACGGUCAUGAGCAUGCGACACAGACGUGGCCAUACUUUCGGUCAUCCAAGUCGAGAGCUGCCAUGAAACGAAGCGAACCUGUUCCUGUCAGCAGCUGCUGGAACGGUAUGGUCUUUAUGCCUGCGGCUUCAUUUGUUGGUGAUCACGGGCUUACCUUCAGAGCCAUCGAUGACUCUCUCGCAGCAAAACAUCUCGAGGGCUCCGAGUGUUGCCUCGUCCAUGCUGAUAACCCAGAGUCAGAGACAAGAGGUGUUUACCUUAAUCCCAAUGUCCGUGUCGGAUAUGAUCGCCGUGCUUAUGAGCUGGUUCACUCUAGCGGAUCCUGGCUCACUUACACUCAGAUCUUGUACGGCCUGUGGAAGAAUAGGCUAACGAGGUGGUUCACGACACCGCGGUUCAAAGAAUGGUGGGUUUGGAGUUUGGAGCGCGAGUGGCAGAGGCAGAAUCCUGGCCGUAGUGAGAACGGGAUGAUGUGCGUCAUCAACGAGAUGCAGGUGCUUGUUCAUAACGGUUGGGCUCAUGUUUGA
Fusarium vanettenii 77-13-4 is the source of this 1245-nucleotide messenger RNA. RefSeq lists its product as uncharacterized. Bases 1 to 1245 code for a protein of 414 amino acids. Lineage: Eukaryota; Fungi; Ascomycota; Sordariomycetes; Hypocreales; Nectriaceae. The record is from RefSeq and is a predicted model, not a curated record. The transcript has 3 exons.